Messenger RNA from Zea mays, 810 nucleotides. RefSeq lists its product as uncharacterized. Lineage: Eukaryota; Viridiplantae; Streptophyta; Magnoliopsida; Poales; Poaceae. The record is from RefSeq and is marked validated.
ACGUGUGUAAUCUCGCGUCGGCGAAGCGCGUAGCAUUCCUUUUCCUCCUCCCCUUUGCGGCUUCUCGCAGCGCUGCGAAUCCCAAUCCGCACCGAUCCGACGCGAAUCGAUCGAGAGGCAGGGGGCAGCACUAAUCGAAUCGAGACUAGCGCCAUGAACCCGAGAGGCCAUCGUAGCAACAGAACUUCUCUCUUCGAUGGCAUUGAGGAGGGUGGAAUCCGAGCAACAUCCUAUUCUUCUCAUGAGAUAGAUGAGCAAGAAAAUGAUGGAGCUAUUGAUGGACUGCAGGAUCGUGUCAGCAUUCUCAAGCGGUUGUCAGGCGAUAUCCAUGAAGAGGUGGAGACUCAUAACAGAAUGCUGGACCGAAUGGGGAACGAUAUGGAUACUUCAAGGGGUUUUCUGUCUGGGACCGUGGACAAAUUCAAGAUGGUAUUUGAGACCAAAUCAAGCCGGAGGAUGGGAACCCUCGUCGCAUCAUUCGUCGCCCUUUUUCUGCUGGUUUACUACUUGACCAGGUAGAAGACAUGACAUGCUGGAAAUGGUCAUCUCAUCAUCUGCGUGCCGUGCCGUAUAGAUAGAUACCUUGAAAACCCACCGUCCUGAGUGCCAAAGUAUAUGUUGAUGUGGGUGUUUCGUCAACUCUGCACUGUACAACACGACUACAGCGUGCGUGCUGGGUCGAUCCUAUGUUCUCUUGUUGCGGGAUUCAAGUUUGUUGUCCGUUCCUUCCCUUUGGCAUGUCAUGUGUAUGGUAUUUAGUAGCAUAACAACAACAAAAAAACUGUAUAAAGAAGCUUUGAUUGAGCACUA